UGGCCGGGUUCCCUCGUGGAUGCAGUGCCACCUGGGAAGGGUCCUGGAAACCACAUCCUCGUGCUGUUCCCAGGUGGGAUUGGGGUUGGUGAGAUGCUCAGCCAACCCUCGGUCUCCUGCCAGACGACUCCAGACUGACAAUCCUGUUUCCUUUCUUACCACCAGAGCCAUUCUGGCAGUGGGUGCCAGUGCCCUGGGUGUGCCCGCGGAGCUUUUGGGUCAGGUGCUGAGUGGCCGAGGUGGGGACAUUGCCCCUGUGCAGCUGGACUUGUCCUGAGCAGGUGACAUGCACCCUGACUGGCUGCUGGGAGCUGGGGCAUGUGGGACACAGGUCCUGCUGGGGCCCGGGGGGGGUCACCCUCUUCCCCAUGUGGUCACCACGUGUCCCCUGCGCUGCUCCCCUCCCACCUGCCCUGGCCGGGUGCUGACCGUGCUGCUGCUGGUGCCAGGGGCUAUUUUGAGCUCUGCUCCCAGGUCCUCCCGCAGCUCGGCCCCAUCUCAGCGCUGGGGCUGCCGGGGGACCUGGGCUGCUCUGGGGAGCCCCGUGCUGGGCUGCCAGCCCAGGCUGUCCCCCUCGGGCAGCGCCAGAGCGCUCUGGGGGGGCUCACACCCAACCGCAGCCUUCCCCCCGUUUCUUUGGGGCGCAGAGGUGCGCACCAAGCAGGGCACGGGCGACACACGUGUGCCAGCCGCUGUGGAAGCCAAGGAGCAGGAGGGCCCCGCGGUGUCACCGCCUCUCCCCAGCCGAGGCCCCGGUGCCACCGCCGCGGCUAUUUUUAGCAGGGACAUGUGUCACCUCAGCUGCCACCGCGGCGGGGGCGGGGGGAGGCGGCUGCUGACCCUCGGGGCGCUCCCCGCGCUGCCGCCGCCGCUCUCGGCUCGCCGGGAUCCCGGUGCUGCUGGGGGACAUCGGCGCCCACCGCCCCCGCCAGCACCGUCCUGCCUCGCCGCCACCAUGGCCAUCUCCUCGCGCCUCGCGCUCUGGGAGCAGAAGAUUCGUGACGAGGACCGGGGGCCACCCCCGUCUGCACCCCCCCUGCUGCUGUCGGUCAUCCCCGGGGGUUUCAUCAGGCAGCUGGUGCGGGAGACCGAGCAGGAGGCCAAGGCGGCGCGGCGCAGGAAGGAGAGCAGGCUGGGCACCAAGGAGGAGCCCGCGGGGAAGGACGGAGAGACCCGAGGAAGGGGGACCAGCGAGGGGCCAGCGAGGAACGGGCUGAAGGCAGAGGGGCAGGGGGGCAAGGGGGUCACAGCCCCCCCAGACAAGGAGCUGCCCCCUGUGCUGGGGACUGUCCCCAGCAAAACCCCGGCCCCUGCACCUGCAGCAGCGCCUGCCUCCAAACCAGCAGAGACACCCCCCAAAACAGCAGAGACACCCCCCAAAAAAGCAGAAACAUCCCCCAAAACAGCAGCACCUGCCUCCAAACCAGCAGAGACACCCCCCAAAAAAGCAGAAACAUCCCCCAAAACAGCAGCACCUGCCUCCAAACCAGCAGAGACACCCCCCAAAACAGCAGCACCUGCCCCCAAACCGGCAGGGACAUCCCCAAAAAGAGCAGAGAUCCCCUGCAAACCAGCAGAGACACCCUCAAAACCAGCAGAAACACCCCCCAAAACAGCAGAAGCUUCUUCCAAACCAUCAGGGACCACCCCCAAACCAGCAGAGACCCCUCACCCAGGGGCUCCCAAGGUGGGAAAGCUAUCGUGGCCCAGGAAGAACCCCAACAAGGACACCUUCCUGGGGGGCAGCCCCCCAGCUCCAGCCCCUGCACCCAGCCAGGGCCCCCAGCGUGGCAGCAAAGUGAAGGAAGGGGACACGCCCAAGGGGACAGUCCCUGAGAGCAUCAAGGAGAAGGGGACAAUCCCUGAGAGCACCAAGAAGGAGAAGGGGACACUCCCUGAGAGCACCAAGAAGGAGAAGGGGACACCCCUGAAGCAGGAGGAGCCCCCAGGCAAGGUGAAAGCCCAGAGGGAGCUGUUGACAGCCAGGAAAGAGCCAGAGAAGAUGAAGAAAGAUGUUGGAGGUGAUAAGAAGGAGCCAAGGGAGAUCAAAAAGCCUGAAAAAGCCCCAAACAAGUCAGAGGGUCUCAAGGGGGAGCCGGGAGGAACCCAAGAGAAGUCUACUGGUGUGGGAAAAGAGGUGGGGAAGGUGAAGGAAGAGCUGGGAAAGGGUAAAGAGAUGCUGAAAGAGAGCAAAGGGUUUGGCAAGAGCACAGACAAGGAUCAGGCUAAAGAAACAUCAGGAAGGAGCAAAGAGAUGAGCAAGAGCACGGAAAAGGACCAGGAUGAAGAGGCGUCGGGCGAGAGCGUGGACAAGGACCAGGCUCCGAGGGACGUUUGGUACGAAGCAGAGAAGGUCUGGCUGAUCCAGCAGGACGGCUUCACGCUGGCCACACAGCUGAAACCAGACGUGGGGACACCGGAGCUGCCGGCGGGGAGGGUGAGGGUGCGCCGGGACGAGGAUGGCACCGUCACCGAGGUGGACGAGGACAGCGUGCAGAGGACCAACCCUCCCAGCCUGGACCAGGCCGAGGAUCUGGCCACGCUCAUCAGCCUCAACGAGUGCAGUGUCAUCAACACGCUGCGGCAGCGCUUCCGAGCCCGCCUGCCCUGCACCUACGCGGGGCCCAGCCUGGUGGCCAUCGCCACCGGCACCGUGCCCGCCGACGGCGCCGGCAAGGUUCCCAGGGGGAAGCGGGACAACCUUCCCCCACACAUCUGCUCGCUGGCACACAGAGCCUACAGGAACCUGCUGCUGCAGCGGCACGACCAGGCCAUCGUCCCCCUGGGGCACAGCGGGGCUGGCAGGACCCGGUGCUGCCAGAGCGCCCUGGAGUACCUGGUGGGCACGGCGGGCAGCCUGGAUGGCAGGGUGUCAGUGGAGAAGAUCCGGGCCAUGUUCACAGUCCUGGGAGCCUUUGGGUCGGUGACCACCAGGCACAGCGGCAGCUCCACGCGCUUCUCCAUGGUCCUGUCGCUGGACUUCAGUGCCACCGGCCAGGUCACUGCUGCUCACCUCCAGACCCUGCUGCUGGAGAGGGCCCGCGUUGCCCAGCAGCCCGAAGGAGAGAGCAGCUUCAACAUCUUCCCACUGCUGCUGGCAGGGCUGGAUGUGGCAGAGAGGACGAUGCUGCACCUGCACCAGGUGGCUGAGAGCAAUUCCUUUGGGAUCAAACCCUUCACAAAGCCUGAGGACAAGCAGAGAGCCUCGGUGGCCUUCUCCCAGCUCCGGGCUGCCAUGGGCACGCUGGGCAUCACCGCGGAGGAGCAGGCGGCCGUGUGGCGCAUCCUGGCUGCAAUCUACCACCUGGGAGCUGCUGGAGCCUGCAAAGUGGGCAGGAAGCAGUUCCUGAGGUUCGAGAGCGCCAGCCGUGCUGCCGAGGUGCUGGGCUGUGACGUGGAGGAGCUGGGCACCGCCGUCUUCAAGCACCACCUGAGGCACAUCCUGGCGCAGGUGACAGCGCGGGGCCAGCCCCAGGCAGAGGAGAGCCCGCCAGGGCCGAAGAUGACGGGAGUGGAGUGUGUGGAGGGAAUGGCCUCGGGGCUCUACGAGGAGCUCUUCGCCGCCGUGGUCUCGCUCAUCAACAGGUCCUUCUCCUCCCAGCACCUCUCCAUGGCCUCCAUCGCCGUGGUGGACAGCCCUGGCUUCCAGAGCCCGCGGCAGCAGCACAGCCAGCGAGCGGCCACCUUUGAGGAGCUGUGCCACAACUACGUCCAGGAGAGGCUGCAGGGGCUCUUCUAUGAGAAAACCUUCCUCUGGGAGAUGGAGAGGUACAGAGAGGAGAAUGUUGAGGUGUGUUUUGAUCUUCCAGAGCGCUCUCCACUGGCCACGCUGUCCAUCAUCGACCUGAGCUGCUCCCAGCCACAGGUGCUGCCAGGCAGCCCCAGGGCUGAUCGUCGGGGGCUGCUGUGGAUCCUGGAUGAGGAGGUGCUGGUGCCAGGCUCCGGGGAUGGCACUGCCUUCGAGCGCCUCUGCUCCUACUUCGCCACCAAGGCACCCCACCAGGACGGUGAGGGGCACCUGCGCAGGUGUGAGCAGACACUGCACUUCGAGAUCUGCCACCAGCUGGGCACGGCCCCCGUGCGCUACGACCUCACGGGCUGGGUCAGCAAGGCCAAGUUCAACCUCUCGGCCCAGAAUGCCAUCCAGGUGCUGCAGAACUCCACGGUAGCGGCGGUGCGGGAGCUGGUGCAGCCGCGGGCGAGCGCUCCGCUGUGCUGCCGCGCCCUGGCCGGGCUGGACGGGCGCUCCCAGGCCGCCCUGCACCGCAACGCCUGCCUGAGGAAGACCUUCGCCAGCAGCUUCGCCGCCCUGAGGAACAGGUCGGUGUGCGCCCAGAUCAAGCUGCAGGCGGACGCCCUCACCAACCUUCUCCGACGGUCCCAGCUGCACUUUGUCCACUGCCUCCUCCCAGGGAUGGGCGGGGAAGGGCCGGUCCCUCGGCCCCCAGCGCCACCAGAUGCAGCCCCACAGCUGGAUGUGGUGGCCCUGAGGACACAGCUGGAGGGGACCCAGCUCCUGGAUGCCCUGCGCCUCCACCGUGUCGGCUAUUCGGAUCGGCUGCUCCUCACCCAGUUCCGCAGGCGCUUCCAGGUGCUGGCUCCCGAGGUGAUGAAGAAGCACAACUCUGCCUACGAGGUGCCCGAUGAGAGCAAGGCUAUCGAGGAGCUGUUCCAGGCGCUGGAUCUGGAGAAGAAGAGCGUUGCCAUAGGACGCACGCAGGUGUUCCUGAAGCCGGGGGUGAUCUCCAGGCUGGAGAAGCAGCGGGACAAGCUGAUAGCCCAGAAGAUGACUCUGCUCCAGGCUGCCUGCAAGGGCUUCCUCAGCCGACAAAAGUUCAAGAGAUUGAAGAUCCAGCGCCUGGCCGUCCGCUGCAUCCAGAAGAACCUGCAGGUGUUCCAGGCAGUCAGGCACUGGCCCUGGUGGCAGCUGCUGAGCCACGUGAGGCCCCUGCUCAGCGUGAACCUCGCCGAGGAGCAGCUCCGUGCUAAGGAGGAGGAGCUGGCGGCUCUGAGAAGGAAGCUAGAAAAAUCCGAGCAGGCGUGCAGCGAGCUCAGACAGACUACAGAGAGUCUGGAGAGCAAGAUCAUCGACCUGACCACGGAGCUGUCGGAUGAGCGCUACAAGGGCGAUGUCACCUGCCAGGCCCUGGACGGGGAGCGGGCGGAGCGGCUGCGGGGCACCCGCGAGCUGCAGGAGCUGCAGAGCAAACACGACCAAGUGCAGAAGAAACUGGAGUCGGUGGAGAAGCAGCUGGAAGAGGCCCAGCAGCUGGUGCAGCUGCGUGAGAUGAAGAUCAGCGGCUCUGGAGGAGAGGACGAGUGGCAGGUGAGGUUUGACUGUGCCCAGACCGAGAUCGUGUUCCUGCGGAAGCGGCUGGCGCAGCUGGAGGAGCGGCUGGAGGCAGAGCUGGGCACCAGGACAGGGCUCGAGCAAAAGCUGGGCGAGGCGCGGGCAGCGUGCCAGGCGGCGCGGGACGGGGCGCAGCGGCUGCGGCGGCGCUGCCAGCGCCUGGCCUGCGAGCUGGAGGACGCCCGGGUGCUGGCUGAGAGCCAGCAGAGCCGCAGCCACGAGCUGGAGAGGAGGCAGAAGAAGUUUGACCUGCAGUUGGCCCAGGCCCUGGGGCAAUCUGCCUUCGAGAAGAGCCUCCGUGAAAAGCUGUCCCAGGAGAACACCAGCAUCCGCUGGGAGAUGGGCAAACUGCAGCAGAGCCUGGAGCACAAGGAGGCCGAGGUGGCCAGGCUGGAGCAGCAGGUGGCCGUGCUGGCCGGCCGAGUGCAGGAGCUCAGCACCCCCGGGGCCACGGACACGGUGCCUGCGCUCAAGAAGAAGCUCUGGGACCUGGAGGGCAGCGCUGCCGAGCAGAAGAAGGAGCUGGAGCGGCAAACGGCCGCCGUGGAUCACCUGGAGCAGCUCCACGAGAGGCUGGAGCUGGAGAUCGAGAGGAUGAAGCAGAUCCACCAGAAGGAGCUGGAGGACAAGGACGAGGAGCUGGAGGACACACAGAAGUCCUGCCAGAAGAGGCUCCGGCAGCUGGAGAUGCAGCUGGAGCAGGAGCACGAGCAGAAGCAGAUGGUGCUGCACGAGAAGCAGGACCUGGAAGGGCUCAUUGGCACCUUGUGUGAGCAGAUCGGCCACCGCGACUUCGACGUGGAGAAGCGGCUGCGGCGGGACCUGCGGAGGAGCCGGGCGCUGCUGGCCGAUGCUCAGCGGCUGCUGGCGGCCCCAGCCGAGCCCGCGGGCAGCGCUCAGGAGCUGCAGCACCUGCGCAAACAGUUGGAAGAGAGUGAAGCCAAGUGUGCAGAGGCCCAGAGAUGCCAGCAGACAGCAGCCCUGCAGCUGGAGAACCUGCACACGGAGCUGGAGACCCUCAGCAGAAGCAAGACCCUGGUGGACGAGCAGCUGUUCCAGCUGCAGCACGAGAGGGCCGACCUGCUGAAGCGCAUCGAUGAGGACCAGGAGGACCUGAACGAGCUCAUGGAAAAGCACAAGGCUCUGAUCGCCCAGUCGGCCACAGACAUCGCUCAGAUCCGCGAGCUGCAGACACAGGUGGAGGAUGUGAAGAAAGAAAAGCAGAGCCUGCAGGAGAAGCUGCAGGCAGCUCAGGCCAGGGCAGCCCAGCUGGAGCAGUGCCCGGCCGAGCGCUCCAUCGUCAGCCGGCAGGAAGCUCGGAUCCGGGACCUGGAGAGCCAGCUGGACUUCCAGGCCGUGCAGAUGAAGCGCUUCGAGGUGCUGGUGCUGCGCCUGCGGGACAGCAUCAUCCAGAUGGGAGAGGAGCUGGAGAAGGCGGCCGAGUCAGAGGCACGGGAGAGGGAGAGCACCAGGUACUACCAGAGGAGGAUGGAGGAGAUGAAGGCUGACAUGGACGAGCUGGUGCAGAGGGAGCUGGAGUCCAGCCGCCGGCGCAUGGAGCUGGAGCAGCAGCUGGCAGAGCUGGCAGAGGCGAGGCAGGGGCUGCAGGCUGACCUGGGCACCUCCAUCCGCCGCAUCGCAGACCUGCAGGUGGCCCUGGAGGGGCUGCGUGACAGCGACGACAGCGAUGCUGACAGCGUGCAGACGGCGCGGGAGUCGCUGUGCUCCAGGAGAGACACGGAUGCCUGCUCCAGUGUUGGCUCCGUGCUCAGCCUGGAGCCUGCAGAGAGUGUCAAGUCCUGGCUGAGCUCCUCCUCAGGCUGGACGUCCCUGGUGAGUGCCAGCGUGGCCGGGAGCAUUCCAGCACCGUCCGUGGGCAGCCGCAGCACCCAGAGCCUCAGGGUGAGCAGAGACACCAAGGACCCCGCUCUGAGCCGGCCUCUCUCCUCCCGGAGCUCUGCCCGGCCUGGCGAGGCUGCGGAUCCGGGCAGGACAGCGAGUCCCCUGCUGGGGGCCAGAAGACGGGAAUUCGGAAAACCUCAGGCAGCAGAAGAGGAUCUGGAGAGCCCGAAGAAGCCCGUGGACAGGAUAGGAGACACAUCCCCCUCGGUGCUGCGGCGGGGCGGCUCCCCGGCUGCGGACGGCAGGUUCCCCAGCGCGGUGUCCCCGCCGGUGCCCAGCAGGAGGAGGCUCUCGGUGGCCUCGGGGUCGGUCUCGGUGGCCUCGGGGUCGGUCUCGGUGGCCUCGGGGCCGGUGCCCAGCUCCGCCGCCCUGUCCGAGUACGUGGAGGAGCUGCGGCGGCAGCGGGGAGCGGAGCGGGAGCCGGGGCUGCCGGGGCUGCCGGGGCUGGGGGACGCCUCUCCGCUGCCCAUUUACCGCACCACCGGCGCCGCGGCCCUGCGCCGCUCCAGGGCUGCCCCGGCGGCCGAGGAGCCCCCGGGGAGGCCGGAGGGGGAACGGGCAGGGGAAGGGGAGGGAGCCGGUGCCAGCCUCAGCCGCUCCUCCAGCCUGCGGAGCGUGGCCGCGGAGCCGGCCGAGCCCCCGCGUUCCCCAGUGCUGAGAAAGGCAUCGAAAUUCGGCUCCUACGACUCCCUCCUGCCGGCCCUGGACGGCUCCGGCCGCCGGCCCAGCUCCCCGGCUGCCGGGAUGGAGGUGCCGCGGCCGAGCUCCUGGAGGAGCUGCCUGGAGCCGUCGCUGGAGGAUGUGGAGCCGGGGAAGGAGCCGGAGGGAUUCCUGAGCUCCCUGUCCGGCGAUGGGCUGGGCGAGGGGAAGGGGAGCGACCCCUUCAGCUGGCGAAUACCCACCCUCAACUACGAGAGGAGAACCAAGGUCGACUUCGAUGAUUUCCUGCCGGCCAUCCGCAAGUCGCGCUCCGCCAGCAGCCUGGCCAGGGCCCGCAGGGACAGGAGGGACGGCCAGCGGCCCCUCACCGUGCGCUUCGAGGACGAGGCCAUAGCCGCGGGCAGCCUGGAGUCCUCUGAGACCAAGGGCACGGCCAAGGGCGGCCCGGGCCCCCGGGAAGAGCCCGGGGACCUCUCUGACUGCUCCUCAUCCUCCGGCUCGCACCGCUCCUCCCGCAGCGCCGACAGCAUCAAGCGGCGGCCGCAGCCCCCGAGAGCGGCCGGGGAGGGCUCCAGCGGCAGGGCCGGCAGCCAGGGCAGCGGGAUGAGCCGCCGGGCCGAGGCCGAGGGCAGGGAGGACGAUGUCAGCAGCAUCAUGAAGAAAUACCUGGGCAAAGAAUAAGGCUCCGUUCCCAUCGAGCCCCAGCCCGCAGAGACGAGGAGCCACGAUGGGCACACAGCUUCCCUGCUCCUGGCACAACCACCUCACGAGAGCAGAGACUGCAAAAGGCUCCACAAAAGUCGUGGGAUGAUUCUAGAAACUUUUUUUUGCUCCUGGACAUACCUGGUUUCCUCAUGCUCCUGCCCCGUUUCCCAGCGCCGCAGCUUUGCUCAGGGCCAGCCGCGGGGACAAGGACGUUCCUGUUCUCCUGCAGUUGUUUGACGUGGGAGUUGGUGCUUAAAUUCAAACCCAGCGGCUGCCACAGAUGCUGAGGAUGUGCCAUGGCCUGGGAAAGCCACUCUGAGAGGAGCAGGAGGGACACCAGACCCCUCCUUUGUACCCCAGAGCUGCAGCCCGGGUGUCUCAUCUCACACUGCACUGCCCAAAAAUCAGCUGAUCUUGAGGGUGGUCUUGGGUCUCAGUGUGACCCCCAGCAACAGCAGAGCUCUGAAACUUUUAUAAUUCCACAGGAUUUGAUGGAUCCAUCUGUGCUUCCAUGGCUCCAGCCUGUGGGGGACACCUGGGCACAUCCCAGUGGCGUGCAAGGCACAUGGGCAACGGGGGGCUCUAUUUAAUGCCUGCUUGGUUUUUACACAAUAAAAUAUUUGCUUCU
Messenger RNA from Motacilla alba alba, 9245 nucleotides. RefSeq names its product myosin XVIIIB (gene MYO18B). The record is from RefSeq and is a predicted model, not a curated record. Gene Ontology annotation, cellular component: myosin complex. Gene Ontology annotation, molecular function: cytoskeletal motor activity; protein binding; ATP binding. NCBI's taxonomy places the organism in Eukaryota, Metazoa, Chordata, Aves, Passeriformes, Motacillidae.